Messenger RNA from Linum trigynum, 2059 nucleotides. NCBI's taxonomy places the organism in Eukaryota, Viridiplantae, Streptophyta, Magnoliopsida, Malpighiales, Linaceae. The record is from the annotation of a GenBank genome assembly.
CUAGACCAAACAUGAUAAAAUACCUCAUGAAAAUCACCAUCCCAAAAAGGUGCAAACUUGCUGUGAUAUGGAUCGUUGAAAACGCAAAAGUUAUGAUAUGUACCACUGGAAGUCCAAUGGGUUACAUGGGUUUUAGGCGGUAAAGCUUGAGCAUUUCUGCCGCCAAAAGCGACGGUGUCCCUUCUACCGGCGGCGCUCUUUUCGGCUUUUCCCCAUUUGGCAGAGAUGCUGGGUCAGGAAAUCUCCGUUCCCAAAUGUUCCGACCGGCGAAGCACAAAACGGAUAGGCCCUAACCUGGUAAACAGUCUUUGUAGUUUCUAAUCUUCUAUGUGUCGGACUUCGGAGGAAGUAGAAGCGUAGCACCUCCCUAAUCGGAGAAGAAGAUGGCCGAACCUUCUCCUUCCCCUCCACCGCCGGGUUCAACCACGAUUACAGACUUGAGCGUGGACUCGCUGGCUCACUGCGCCAAUUACCUCACUCUUCACGACCUUUCCAACUUCUCCAUCUCUUGCAAGUACCUUAAUGGCGUCGCCCACUCCGAUUCCGUGUGGCAACGCCUGUUCAGAGAGCAAUGGCCGCAUGUUGUAAGGCCCAAUUUGUCGGAUAACUCGCGAGUCAGGGAAGCUUAUUUGGCCAGGAAGGCUGCUGUGCGGCAGUUCAGGUUUGCCGAUCCUUUGGUUGCAGACUUCUAUACAGAGGCCAAACCUUUUGAUCAUAUCCUAUUGGAUGAGGACGACAUUAUCUAUUCUCAGGGUAAUGUCAUUCAAAUGAUGGGCAUAAGUAGUUUGCUAAGGGGCAGAGAUUCCAUAACUAGACUGAGUGAUCAUGGAGCUAGAAUCACUUGUAUGAGAGUGUUUUCACUUGACUUGCGAAGUGCGGCCCAAAGAAAGCAGAGAGUGUUGGUAACCUCAAGCUGUGACCAUUCUAUUCGUGUGUGGUGGAAGGGUUCUUGCCAAAGAUGUCUUAGAGGGCAUAAUGGGCCUGUUUCGUGCUUGACGGAUAGAUUUCUCGGCGAUGGCAGUUCAACAGUACUAGUCAGUGGUGGCGAAGAUUGCACGGUUCGCCUUUGGUCCCUAGGUUCAAGUGGAAAACGUGGACAACAUGCUUUAAAAGCUACUUUGUAUGGGCAUGAGAAACCUAUCAAACAGAUGUCAGUUGCAGAGCACAAUUCUUCCCUCUUGGUUAGCAUCUCAAAAGAUUCCAAGGUUAGGCUCUGGGAUACCACUACAUCAUCUGCUGCUCGUUCUUCCUGCUGUUUGGGGAUGGUUUCUGUGCCUGGUGGUGCACCUGUUGAUAUGAAGUGCAACGAAUCGUUGCUUUAUGUAGCCUCUGGAUCCUCUGUAGUGACAAUCGAUUUAAGGACCCUGCGGAAAGUUGCUACGCCAGCAAUCUGUCAACCAAACUUACUCUCAUUCGCCAUGGUGCCUUCAAAACCCUUGAUCUGCACUGGUGGAAUGGGCAAGAGCUUGAUUUGGGACAUCAGGAGAAACCAGGAGACGUUGAAACCACAACCAGUGGUUGAGCUAGAAGGACAUAAUGGUCCAGUAACAAAGCUACAUGCGGACCGAUACAAGAUUGUUACAGGAGGGCCACAUGAUAGAUUCAUACAUGUCUGGGAAGCUGGUACUGGAACACGAACGAAUUCCGUUGUCUGUUCGGACCAUGAGGACGCUGAAGAAACCAGCUCUGGGUGUUUGGGUAUGGCUGUUGACAGAGCUCGAAUUGCGACUGCUACAACGGGCGAAGGACAUGGACUCAUCCGGUACAGAGACUUCUUCGAUGCUACUUGCCCUGUAUCAAGAGUGGACGAUCAUGAUGAGAACUCUUCCAAGUUUUGGGAUCAACAAUCGUAUGGUGACAGCAGUGGAGAUGUUGAUGGAGCAGUACUCAAAUAGGUUGUGGACUUUUGGUUGUUCUUUUGGAGCAUACUUUAGUGUUUGUACGAGCUUGGUUCCUUAAAUCCUUUGCAGUCUGCUAGCAAGUUUGCUCAUCAUACUAAUUUGUGACAUUGUAAUUUGUAAGACCACAUUGGAGUUUCUAAUAUAUUCUUGAUUUAUAU